Messenger RNA from Klebsormidium nitens, 1340 nucleotides. The record is from the annotation of a GenBank genome assembly. NCBI's taxonomy places the organism in Eukaryota, Viridiplantae, Streptophyta, Klebsormidiophyceae, Klebsormidiales, Klebsormidiaceae.
GCUCACUGCUGGCAGAGCGCACGGCUCUGGCUCCAAUUAGCAGUUUCUACAUGUAACAGUAAGAUGCCCCUUAGCUACGAAAUUUUCUUAGCGUCCUGUAGAUCGCUUAUAGCUGCGAAUCCCAAUAGGUCAUUGUGGGGUCAGCGCUCGUGCGUUAGGGAAGCGGACUUCAGCUAGCUGCUGCUAUGGAUGCAGAGCCUUUUGUUCCCACCCCAGAAAAGAUGGGGGCGGGCGGUGCUGCUUCAGAUGGUCUCACAGCGUCCAAGAGGAACCUCUUCACCGUUAGUGCCUUGAAGGAUGCGGGGGUGCAAAAAGUAUUGAGGCAGCAGCAAGAGAACCGCUGCUCCGAAGUGGAAAAUGCAGGGGCGUUGGCCGCCAAUUUUGAGCAGAAGGGUUUGGGAAGGAAGCAAAAGUUGAUUGACCCCCCGGUGCAGAAGGAUUUAAGGGGGCGCAGAUGCAGCGAUGGUUCUGUGGAGUUGCAGUUGAUGGGCCACAGCGAACUUCCAUUUGCCAGUCCAGGGUGUGGUAGCGCAGAAAACAGGGAAGAUGCCGGGAGUCUGCCAGCUGGCAAGGGGCCGUCAAAGCAACAGCAUGACAGGGACAAUGCAAUAGAUGGCACCACCCCUACAGCUCCUGCUGGGAGAGUCUCCGAGAGUAUUGUCCUGCACACUCCUCUGAAAGCAAAGCGGCCAGACACUGAUAACGUGUUGUUCACUCCGCCUCCAGCGCCUGGGUUCAGACGGCCAAGUAUUACCUCAAGUCCCGUCACUCCGCUUCCUGACGCCGUCCAUGAUGCACCUGGUCGCCAGAUCCCAAAGAAGCCAUCAGCUAGAUUGAAGCAGCUUAGCAUGCAGCUGAAGGAAGCGGGUCAGGAUACCCAAGAUACUUCGGAUGGAGCGACUUCGUCGAGUGUGGAGGCGACACCGGAAGCUUCGGCAGCGUCAUCCGCUUGUGACACGCCUGCACCUCACCCAUAUGUCCUGCUAGCGAGCGGGCUCCCUGCGGAGGACCUGAUGGCUGACCCAAAGUAUCGGGGCAUGGCCGCUCUGGGUUGCCAGCACCAGUACACGGAUGCGGACCGCGCAUCGUUCUUACGAAGGCGAGGGUUUGUUGCAAGAGAUCUAAACUCAGCUUUUGCAGCAUAAUCUAACAGCCAGCAAUCAGAAUGUCACAAAGAUGUCAGCUGCACGGGUGUCUCCUACUCGAUUGUACAGUGUGUUUGCAAAGUGGUCUUCUUGGGCAUUGCUGUCAAGGAAUUGAACGUAUGCCAGUUCGGAUGGCCGGGAGCUCCAUGCCCAACUUCUGAGAUUGUGACGCAAAGUCGCGUCAUGGGCGUGACU